GCGCCCUUUCCUGUGGGUUCGCAUGCCUGUUCAGAGCAGCAGGCGGCUUAGGCUCUCUCCAGAUUGUCACUGCGGCACCUCGCUCAGAAUUCGCUUCAAAAUGAAGUCUUAGAGAUGGGGGGUAGAGGACUACAAAAUGGAUGUUGAGCAAUUCCUAUCAGUGCCGAAAACUCCUUCGCUGAACUACAAAAUUUUCAAGCACGGCCUGUCGGCCAUGGUAUCAACUAUAGAGGCAGUGUCUUCGGUAUUUAGUAUUUUUGAACCUGGAGCUUUUUCUGUUAGAAGUUAUUAGAUCUUACUGAUUGAGUUCGUAAAUCAUAAAACAAGAGUGAAGGCUUACUGUGAAUUACUCUUUCGUAAGCAGGGCGAACACUUCUAAGUGCUUUUUAAGUGGCUGUUCAGCAUUGUUGAAUUUUAGUUUUUGCAGACUACUAAAAUUCGCAAUAAUUUUUUCUGAGUAAGCGAAACAUUAAUUAGCGGCAGUUGGAAUCGACGGAGUUACUUGCAUAUUUCUUUGGUUUUUGAGAUUGAAUGAUAACAGUGUUAAAGAAGUACAAGUAAGGAAUUUACAAGGAAUAGUUGAAUUUGGUUGGCAAAGCUGUAUUGUCCUUGCUUCUCUGAUAAGAAAUGACAGGUGAUUUGGCUUCUGCACAGUUAGGAGGAGCACCAAAUCGAUGGGAGGUUUUGUCAGCCACACCUACAACUAUAAAAGAUGAAGCUGGUAAUCUAGUCCAGAUUCCAAGCGCUGCUACUCCGAGUGGGCAGUAUGUCCUUCCCCUUCAGAAUUUGCAGAAUGAACAAAUAUUUUCAGUUGCACCAGGAUCAGAGUCAUCAAAUGGUACAGUGUCCAAUGUUCAGUAUCAAGUAAUACCACAGAUUCAGUCAACAGAUGGUCAGCAGGUUCAGAUUGGUUUCACAGGCUCUUCAGAUAACGGGGGUAUAAAUCAAGAAAGUGGUCAAAUUCAGAUCAUUCCUGGCUCUAAUCAAACUUUACUUGCCUCUGGAACACCUCCUACUAAUAUCCAGAAUCUUAUACCACAGACUGGUCAGGUCCAGGUUCAGGGAGUUGCAAUUGGUGGUUCAUCUUUUCCUGGCCAAACCCAAGUGGUUGCUAAUGUGCCUCUUGGCCUGCCAGGAAAUAUUACCUUUGUACCAAUCAAUAGUGUCGAUCUAGAUUCUUUGGGACUGUCUGGCAGUUCUCAGACAAUGACUGCAGGCAUUAAUGCCGAUGGACAUUUGAUAAACACAGGACAAGCUAUGGAUAGUUCAGACAAUUCAGAAAGGACUGGUGAGCGAGUUUCUCCGGAUAUUAAUGAAACUAAUACUGAUACAGAUUUAUUUGUGCCAACAUCCUCUUCAUCACAGUUGCCUGUUACUAUAGAUAGUACAGGUAUAUUACAACAAAACACAAAUAGCUUGACCACUUCCAGUGGGCAAGUGCAUUCUUCAGAUCUUCAGGGAAAUUAUAUCCAGUCGCCUGUUUCUGAAGAGACACAGGCUCAGAAUAUUCAGGUUUCUACAGCACAGCCUGUUGUACAGCAUCUACAACUUCAAGAGUCUCAGCAGCCAACCAGUCAAGCCCAAAUUGUGCAAGGUAUUACACCACAGACAAUCCAUGGUGUGCAAGCCAGCGGUCAAAAUAUAUCACAACAGGCUUUGCAAAAUCUUCAAUUGCAGCUGAAUCCAGGAACCUUUUUAAUUCAGGCACAGACAGUGACUCCUUCUGGACAGAUAACUUGGCAAACAUUUCAAGUACAAGGGGUCCAGAACUUGCAGAAUUUACAAAUACAGAAUACUGCUGCCCAACAAAUAACUCUGACGCCUGUUCAGACGCUCACACUUGGUCAAGUUGCAGCAGGUGGAGCCUUGACUUCAACUCCAGUUAGUCUAAGCACUGGUCAGUUGCCAAAUCUACAGACAGUUACAGUAAACUCUAUAGAUUCAACCGGUAUACAGCUACAUCCAGGAGAGACUGCUGACAGUCCUGCAGCUCUUGUCAAGAUCAUCAGUGAUUACUACAUUGUUAUUAAAUCCAAGAAUCAUUUCUCAGUCUUCACCUUAGUUGAGGAGUCCCUGGGUGGUGCAAACAAUAUUAGGAUCAAGGAAGAGGAACCUGAUCCUGAAGAGUGGCAGCUCAGUGGUGAUUCUACAUUGAAUACCAAUGAUUUAACACAUUUAAGAGUACAGGUGGUAGAUGAAGAAGGGGACCAACAACAUCAAGAAGGAAAAAGACUUCGAAGGGUAGCUUGCACCUGUCCCAACUGUAAAGAAGGUGGUGGGAGAGGUACCAAUCUUGGGAAAAAGAAGCAACACAUUUGUCACAUACCAGGAUGCGGUAAAGUCUAUGGGAAGACCUCACAUCUGAGAGCUCAUCUGCGUUGGCAUUCUGGGGAGCGUCCUUUUGUUUGUAACUGGAUGUUCUGUGGUAAAAGAUUCACUCGAAGUGAUGAAUUACAGAGGCACAGAAGAACACAUACAGGUGAGAAGAAAUUUGUUUGCCCAGAAUGUUCAAAACGCUUUAUGAGAAGUGACCACCUUGCCAAACAUAUUAAAACACAUCAGAAUAAAAAAGGUAUUCACUCUAGCAGUACAGUGCUGGCCUCUGUGGAAGCUGCGCGAGAUGAUACUUUGAUUACUGCAGGAGGAACAACACUUAUCCUUGCAAAUAUUCAACAAGGUUCUGUUUCAGGGAUAGGAACUGUUAAUACUUCCGCCACCAGCAAUCAAGAUAUCCUUACCAACACUGAAAUACCUUUACAGCUUGUCACAGUUUCUGGAAAUGAGACAAUGGAGUAAAUACUACGCAAAUACUUAUUCAUUGUGGUUAUUUUUAUACAGUAGUGAGAAGAAUAUUGUUCCUAAGUUCUUAGAUAUCUUUUUAUUGAUGUGCAAAAAUUUUUGGAUUGACAGUAACUUGGUUAUACAUGACACUGAAAUGCCUUACUUUGUAUGAUAUUCCAUAGUAUAUUAAAAAUGGUAAAAUUGCAUGGGUUUUGUAGGUACUUUUGGAAUCUAGAAGAAAUGAAAUUUUACCAAGUUAUAUAAAGAGAAAAUUGAAUUUAACAAUGCGAAUGGUAGUCUAACCAAAUGCAUCAAUCCUGUGUGGUUUAGUGUAAAAAUGAGAACAUGUUGGUAUUUAUCUAUUGUAAGAUAAAAAGUUGGUGGGUGAAAGAAAUCAUGUUAUGAUAAAAAAAAUUUUUUUGUAAUUUUCUUGAUGACUGGAAUUUUUAUUAUGCAUAACUGACAAAUCAAGUUUCCAAGCAAAUGUUACAUAGUGUAGGCUUUACUUAGCUUAUCAAUUUGUCAUUUUGAAGCUAAUUCUUUUAAUUAGGUUAACUAUGUACAAUAUUUUAAGCAUUACUCUUGUAAGAUUUUGAAAACUACAUUUUAACAUGGAACUCUAGGGAUAGUCACCUUUUAAAUCCUGUUGAAAAGCCAUGUUUAAGAUUUAAUUUGCCAAAAUAAUGUCUCGUUAAUAUUCUUUCAAUAACGAAGUUGGGCAAUAUAACCAAUGUUUAAAAAAGUUUAAAAUGUAUAGGUUGAGGCAUUUGGGUGGUAAGAAAGAUGUUAUAGUGAAUUAUCCCUUUUCUUGAAUAUUGGAGGACCAAAAAAAUAAGGUGUAUUGCGUCUUAGCAGUGAUUUUUACUCAAUCUUGUUUCCAAAAACCAUGUCUGCCAGGGCCUUAAAAGCCAUCAUGUAAAUUACCAGUAAAGUAUAAUAACAUAUGCAAACAUAACAAAAUCACUUCCAUAGUGACAAUACUCCAACCAUAUGGAUAUUAGUCAUAGAAAACUAGAGGUUUUAUGAUAUUUUUUUAAGGGUUUUUUUUUUUUUUUGUCUAGGUAGUCAGUCUGCACUUAAAUAUCAACCAUUUUUCUUUUUUGCUUCUUCCCUUAAAAUUUAUAUGUAUCCAGUACAUUUAAUUGAGAAACAUAUGUUUUUAUUAUGCUGUAUUUUCUUUUUAUCUUUUAAUUAUUGUUUAUAUUUUCAGUUAUUAAAAUGUACAAAAUAAAAUUACAUUGCUGGUCGUCUUGUAAGAGCUAUAUAAUUUUCCUCAAUGUAUACUUACAACUGCAACAGUUCACCUAUUUGAAAAAUUUGGAAUUCUGUUCAUUUGUUAUUCUUAAGACCACCUCAAAUUUAAAGGCUACCUUAUUGUACGUUUAAAGUGUAUUAUAACAGUGUGGUAGUUAAUAAAACACUAUUUUUUUUUUUCUUUUGAGUUUGUUGUAUUCCUAUGCAUUUAAAAUAUUGCAGUGGUAGGGGUAAGAAAAUUUGUGUGGCCUUUCAUCCCAGCCCUUCAUUCUUCUAUGUGUCAGGCACUAAAAUUAUUGUAAACAGGUAUAUUUAUUUCAAAAGGAAUGUGUGGAGCCAUUGGCAGCUUACUAAUUUUUCACCUAAGAGGGAGUGUCGAAGAUGUAACUUAGGAAAAAAAAAAAAACCUUUUAACCCUUAACUCAUUGACUCAUCAGUUUUAUCAUUGCUCUUUUGCAAACCUUUUUUGCUUCUCCUGUUAAAACAAUGCAGAAUAUUUUGAUUUAUCGAAAACCUGAAUUUAAUUAAGACUCCUGAGAAAAGAUAACAGAAGCCAUGUUUUGGUAACUGUGGCAAGAAUUAUUAGAAAAGAUUGUGUUUUGGGUUGUGUAUGUCUAAUCAUGAUGAGGGCAACAUACCAGGAAAGGAAAAAUAGAAAGUAUGACUGUAUUUUGGAUAUUUCAAAGUAAAAACCAAAUUCUUUUUCAUAUAUUUACAGUGGGGAUUAUGAUUUUCAUUGUCUUCUCCAGGUCCGAUCUAAAUAAACACUAUCAGUAAUAUCUUUGAAUGCAUAGGACAACUUUAGAUACACAAACAUGGACAAAAUUUUUCUAAAUGUAAGACUGAAGUGUGUGAUGUGAAAUAGGAACUAUUGGAAUCAUAGAAAUGAAUCAGUGGAAUGCUCUGAUGUUCUUUCAGGAUUAGAAGUUGAACUUACAAACUUCAGAUAAUCUCUAAUUUUUUAUUAUUGAGGAUUAUAUAAAGAGGCUUAUGUGAGGAGGUUGCUCAGUUGAGCAAAAUGCUCAGGUCAGAACAUAAAACUUUUUAGAGUGUUACAGUAGAUGUGUUUUUAAAUAAUAUUGAAAUUUUUAUGAUAAGUUUAGUGAGCAUUUUUCAUCCAUGGGUUUCCAAGCCUAUUUAAGAGUUCUUGGAGCAUGAAUGCAAUGAAGAAAGUAAGUAGUCUUAAAAAUUGUUUUUCAUUUUUAAGAUAUAUUGUGAUUCUGUUAGGGGUAUACCAGUGAGCUUUAAAUCUUUUACCUAACAGAAGUUAGCAUUCAGCCUCAGUGCAGGUGAUUUUAAAUAUUUUUAUAUCAAAAAUGUUAAAUAUACUCCAGAAACAAUAUGUGGAGAAUUACUCUGAAGUCAGGUUUUUCCUAGUUAUAAAAUUUCUAUUCUUGAUAUUAUGUAUAAGAUUUUAAGUUCAAGCAUACUCUUGAACUAAUAAGUGUUUUGUCAACUGCUUUAAUUUUUUGGUGCAUAUUCAGUAUAUUUACGUACAAAUCUAUCACAUAUUCUUACUAGUAGACUAGGUGUCUGUACUGUGUAUACAGUACAAUUUUUUUUAUCACUUAAAAAAUCUUUUUUCCUAGAUCAACACUUAAUAACUUCCAGUUACUCAAAAAACAUAAGCAAAAAAACUUUAAAAAGAACUACCCCUAUUGCAAUAAGUUAUGUGACCUGUAAAUAACUUUGGUCUUUCAAAAUAGUGAAAAUACUUAAGAUACUUGGAAAUACAUGUGCAUAUAAGCUGACAGCAUGACAGACAUUUCAUAGGAGAUAGUUCUUAACCAGUGUUGUUAUCAGAGAAUGCUGGGAGGCAGUUUAGGAAAUCCACUGACCUGCCAACCCUUUACUAAAUCAGCAUCUCUGGGGGUGAAGUACAUUUUUAAACAGCUUCUCAAGUUGCUCUGCUGAACACUCCUGAGUGAAAAUCACGUAAGUAGAGCAAGCCUCCCCUUUGAGUCUUAAAGUUCAAAUCUUUAUACUGCUUGAUUAGGAUUCCAGAAUUUUUGUUGUAUAAAGUUUUUUUAUUCAGUGUCGUUUGAAAUUUGGGGGUUUUUAUAUGAAUGAUUUUGGAAUUUAUUAAUAGCAUUUGGUCUUAAAAUUGACACAUUGUUGCUUAUGUUACCAGCUAGUAGACAUUUUGGUUUUCAAUUUUAAUUGUGUGAAGAAGUAUCUUCAACAUAAAGGAAUUUUUUACUUAAUAGUGCAUGUAAAACUUGUUACCGUGAAUUUGUAGUAAGUCUUUAGUUGUCUGACAAUGAGUGUAAAACAAGGUAGCUUAUAUUUUGGGGACAAAACUUGAUAGUUCAGUGAAAUCAUCCUUUAUUUAGUGUUGGGAAGACAAAUACUGAUUUGGCCACUUGUUCAGACAGAUUGCAUGCAGUUCAGUAUAAUUUAAAUGUAUACUAGUGUUUUGCAGAGGGAAAUUCUACAUGGAGAAGUAUGGUGAACGGUCAGCAAAGGAAGUGGCAUUAACAAAGGGUCAGUAUGGUUUAAGAGGGAUUGAGGAAUUUGUGAGAGGUGAAGUGGAAAAGUUUUGGAGGAGAGGCUAUUAAAUUGUAGAGGGGUUCAGAAUUUAAUCUUUGCCUGAUUCCUAAUCUUUUUGAAAUCAUGAGCUUUUUCCUGAGAAAAAUGUUAAAUUCAUUCAAUGCCAGAGCAUCCAAACGCUGCACUGGGAAUCUGUGAGCUAAAGUACUGCACUUUGGAAACAACCACACUUAAGGAACUGGGGGAGGAAGGCUAGCAGUCAAGGCUACUGGUAAAGAAGUUGUAGUGUGGUGACAAACAUCAAAUGCAGUAGAGAGGUUAAGUCAGAUGAAGAGUGAGAAAAGCCUUGAUUUUGGCAAUAAGGAGUCACCUCCACAUCUUUCUAAGCAAUUUAAGAGUGUAAAAGUUAGACUGGUCAGUUGAGCGCGCAGGAGAAACCGCUAUGGAGACAGCGUGGAAUAGUGGUGAAGGAAAGAUGGGCAGAUGCUUGGUUGAGGAAGGUCUUGGAAAGCAUUUUCUGACUAUAUGAAAGUGAUUUUAUAUUGACUGUUAAGAGUAUAAAAGAAUUAAAAUGAUCUCUAAGCUGCCCAGAAAUAACCAUUGUUCAUUUUGCUUUUCUAAAAUGCAUAGCAAAAUCGGGGUUUAGAAGAUACACAAGCUUUUUCUCCUAUUUUUAUUUGCAGUUAUAAAAUAACUUUUCUCCAUAACAAAUUUUUUGAAUGUUUUUAAAAAGCUGCAUGGUACGCUGCCAUGUAACAUGAUUCAUACCAUUUCACUACUGUAAAUUACAGUUGUUAUGGUGUUACAAACAAUAUGCUGCAAAGGAGAUCUCUGCCUCCUUCAGCUGUGUAAUCUCUACCUUUUAAUUCCUUUCUCUUCAAAAUCAUUGUUAAGCUACAUAUUAGAUGUCUGAUAAUAGGUUUCUUACCUUCUUAGAACCUAAUUUUCAGCUGUCGGAGAGAAAACAUUGGUCUCACCCUUCUGGGAAUAUGGGAGAAUGAAGAAAACUAAAGAUACAAGGGACCCCAAAUUCUCACAAAAAGACCAUACUUAAUGGUCUUACUGAGACUAGAGGAAUCCCGGCGGUCAUGUUCCCUAAACCUUCUGUUGGCCCAGGACAGGAACCAUUCCCAAAGACAACUCAGCAGACAUGAAAGGGACUGGACAGUGGGUAGGAGAGAGAUGCUGAUGAAGAGUGAGCUAACGAUAUCAGGUGGACACUUGAGACUGUGUUGGCAUCUCCUGUCUGGAGGGGGGAUGGGAAGAUAGAGUUGGAAGCUGGCAAAAUUGUCACGAAAGGAGAGACUGGAAGGGCUGACUCAUUAGGGGGAGAGCAAGUGGCAGAACGGAGUAAGGUAUAUAUAAACAUGUGACAGUCUGACUUGAUUUGUAAAUGUUCACUUGAAGCUCAAUAAAAGUUAAAAAAAAAAAAAAAAA
Messenger RNA from Loxodonta africana (African savanna elephant), 7962 nucleotides. It is a transcript of the gene SP3, whose product is annotated as Sp3 transcription factor. Gene Ontology annotation, molecular function: DNA-binding transcription factor activity, RNA polymerase II-specific; RNA polymerase II cis-regulatory region sequence-specific DNA binding. The transcript is spliced from 6 exons. The record is from RefSeq and is a predicted model, not a curated record. The coding region runs from base 628 to 2796 and encodes 722 amino acids. NCBI's taxonomy places the organism in Eukaryota, Metazoa, Chordata, Mammalia, Proboscidea, Elephantidae. Gene Ontology annotation, biological process: regulation of transcription by RNA polymerase II.